Molecule: messenger RNA, 7765 nt
Organism: Ochlerotatus camptorhynchus
Lineage: Eukaryota; Metazoa; Arthropoda; Insecta; Diptera; Culicidae
Gene: mbc
Product: myoblast city
Exons: 13
Coding region: 575-6817 (2080 amino acids)
Biological process (GO): cell migration; myoblast fusion; small GTPase-mediated signal transduction
Cellular component (GO): cytoplasm; plasma membrane
Molecular function (GO): small GTPase binding; guanyl-nucleotide exchange factor activity
Source: RefSeq, a predicted model, not a curated record
UGCUGUUCGGACGUGAAUUUUUCUUUGCUGUUGCUCGUCGCGCUGGCCAGAAAUAUUUUUUUUUUUCUGUUGUUCAAUCCCUUCUCGUACUGCCUUCCUUCUCGUACUGCUUGUGUGAGGUUUGUGCAGUGUGUACUGUUCUGCGGCAGUGGUAGUGGUAGUGGGAGAGGUAGCGGUGCGCGUACUCACUCCCCCGCAUCGUCCAAUACCGUAUAGUUUGCUCAAUCGCGCGACGACGGCGGCAAGCGGCCCCCACCGCGAAAGAGGGCCCGUUUCGUUUUCAAUCAUCAACAGCAGCAGCACACAAUCGUGUCCGUGGAUUUGUGAGUGUGUGUGUGUGUGUGCGCUGUUGUGUUUUGUGUGCAAAUAAAAAAAAAAAACGGAAAGAAGAACAUUAGCAGCAGCAGCAAUCGUCAGAAGAACAUCGUCAAAAUGUGAUCGAGAAAAGCGGUGAAAUUAGCAUUAUCGAAAAAAAUCAAACGACUAAUCAUUUUGCUUUCGGUUGUCACCGCCCGGUAGUGAUAAGGAAAAUUUUCUCAAUCCGUAAGAGGCAGAAUCCUGCGGAAAGAAGAAAAUGACCGUGUGGAAAAGUGUUGGUGAAGCGAAAAUGCUCGCAAUCGCUAAGGCCAACUACAGCGAGUCGGACAAAGAGCACAGACUGGAACUGGACGUGGGCGAUUCGGUGGUCAUUCUACAGGAAGCUGCCAACUGGUACUACGGAUAUAACAGAAGUCGCCCGCAGGUGCACGGAAUCUUUCCCAAGUGCUACGUCCAUGUCGUCGACAGCCGGAUAGCCAAGGGCGGCGAACUGGUCGUAGCUCGAAGUGAAAUAGUCGAAGAGAUCACAAUCGUACUGAAGGAGUGGCAGCACCUCUACCGGAGGUUCUACCUGUACACGCAUCCGGAUUUCAAGGCCAUACGGCUGAAAAUGCUGGAGCUAAUUCGAUUGCGGUCGCAGCUCCUCUCCGGCAAUCUACCCGUGGACGAAAUGAAAGACAUCAAACUGAAGGCCACCUCGGAGAUCGACACCGGAAACAAGAUUCUCCGGCUGGACAUGGUGGUUCGGGACGAGUGUGGAAAUAUUCUGAACAUCGAGCGGACGUCUACGACGCAGCUGUACGAGCACCACCUGAAUGCGGUCGAUCGGAUCAAGCGGGCCAGUACUUCAACCAGUAAAAAUCGCAUCGUGGAAACGAUGAACCGUCACUCGCACAAUCUCCUACUGUCGGUUCACAAUUUCGUGUGUCGACUGUGCGAGGAUACGGAGAUCCUGUUCACGUUGUACGAUGGAGAAGAGAUGCGAGCCAUCACAGAGAACUACGUAGUCAAGUGGAGUCGGCAGGGCGUAGCUGCCGAUCUGGAUCAGUUCAACAACAUCAAAGUGCUGUUUACGGAUCUCAGUGGGAACGAUCUUAGCCGGAAUAGGAUAUUCCUGGUGGCGUACGUGGUUCGAAUAGGGGCCAUGGAGGGUAAGGAUACCGAUUCGAGACGAAGUAGUAUGGCGAACUCGUCGAAUACGGGAAGUGUGAAAAGCAAGAGUCAAUUGACGAAUCAGAUGAGUACUCCGGCAAGUCCGGGGGGCCCGGGUGGAACCGGUUCAACGGGUGGGACUUCGGUGAACGAACAGCAAAUGAGAAGACCGUUCGGUGUGGCUUCGCUGGAUUUGAAGCCCAUUAUCAAGAGGUCGGAAGAUUUCAAAAGUGAUACCCAAUUGAAGAUGCCAUUCAUUCCUUGUGAGAAGGAAUCGCUCGAGAGUACGCUGCGGAAGCUGAUCAGCAACAAGGAUCUAGGAGAUAAGAGUGACGCGGCAAUUUGGAUCAGCGUGGAUAUCCUGCAUGGGGAUAUCAAGCAGGUCAAGGAGGAGUAUCCACAUUUGGUACUGGGAAAUGUGGCAUUCGCGCGGAAGAUGGGAUUUCCGGAAGUGAUCUUCCCAGGGGACGUUCGAAACGAUCUCUACCUAACGCUAGUCGGUGGUGAGUUUUCCAAAGGCUCCAAGAGCAGUGAUAAGAACAUCGAGGUUACGGCGAUGGUGUGCAAUGCGGAUGGGGUAGCGAUUCCGGGGGUGAUCUGCUACGGGGGUGGGGGAUAUGCUCUGAAUGAGUACAAAUCGGUGAUCUACUACCAUGAAGAUAAGCCCAAGUGGAACGAGACAUUCAAGAUCGAUGUGCCAAUCGAGGAGUUCAAGCAGUGCCAUUUGAGGUUUACAUUCAAGCACCGGAGUUCGAAUGAAGCCAAAGACCGGAGUGAGAAGCCUUUUGCGUUGUCAUACGUGAAGUUGAUGAACGACGAUGGGACCACGUUGCAACAUAAGAGACAUCAGCUGUUGGUGUACAAGAUCGAUCACAAGAAGUUCGAUCAGGAUUCGCAGUACAACUAUCUGCAGUUGCCCGCCUUGAUAGAGGAGUUGGCCAACAUCAGCGGGGGAAAACCAUCGAUGAGUGGGUUCAGUUUGGCUUCGAAGGAUAGCUUCACGAUCGAGACGAAUCUGUGCAGCACGAAGCUAACGCAGAACGUGGACAUUUUGGGCUUACUGAAUUGGUCUUCCAAGAAGGACAAAAUGGAGGAAUCGCUGAAUGCGCUGAUGAAUGUCAAGGGCGAAGAGGUGGUCAAGUUCUUGCAGGACAUUCUGGAUGCAUUGUUCAACAUUUUGGUGCUGAACGACGACGCAUCCAAGUACGACAACCUGGUGUUCAAGUGUUUGCUGCGGUUGAUCGAAAUCGUGUACGAUCUCAAGUAUCAGCACUUCCAAUCGGUGCUGGAUCUCUACAUCAACGAGAGCUUCUCGGCGACGUUGGCCUAUGAAAAACUGAUCAACGUAGUUCAGACCCACAUCAAGAAUGCAAUCAACAACGUCAGCAGCGAGCGAUCGAGUUCGAUCAGUACCUACGCCGUCAACGAGAACGACGAAACCCUCUUCCGAACCACCAAGUAUCUGCAGUAUAUCAUGAAGUUUAUCAUCCGGUCGCGAAUUUUAUUCUCCGAUCUGAACCAAGGCAAAGAUCGCGAACUGUUCGAAACCAUGUUGGAAGAUUUGCUGGAGUCCUUCAUCGAGCUGAUCAAGUAUCAGAAUGAUCUGCUGAAAUCGCAGGGUGCUUUACUAAAGUAUCUGCACAUCAUCACCUCCGAUCUGAUGCAGGUCUACGAUCCGAUCAAGCUCAGCCAACGAAUCGUGGAUAUCAUUACGAACGUUCCGACGGGCCGUUUGAAUCAAUCCAAGAUGACCUGCAUCAAGGACGUGGUGGACUCCAAACUCUUCAAACUGCCCCAGUGUCGAGCGAUUUUACUGCCCGUGUUCUGCCGGCAGAUCAAGGACAAGCUCGAGAGUAAGGAAGAGGGCGAAUUUAUGUUCGACAUCCGGCAGCAGGAGAAAAAUCUAAUCAAGGCGGCCAAGGUCCUCGGGGAGAGCAAGUCACAGCUGCACACGCGCGAAACCACCGCCAAGACGAAGGUCGCCGAGUGCGUCAACAUCAUGAACAACAUGCUGGAGUUGCUCUUCCACAGCGAAGAGGACAUCGGCCCAACGGAGAACGACAUCCGCGAGAUCAUGCAGAUCCUGCUGCGCACCGUAAUCCAGAGUUCGAUUGCCAUGGAUCGCGACAACCCUCUGGUUGGCAAUCUGGUCGCGAUCAUGUUGGGCAUCUUCCGCACCAUGAAGGCCGUCCACUAUCAGGCGUACGUGCACCAUUUCCUCACCAGUUUCGAUUUGCUGGAUUUUCUCAUGGAGAUCCUGCUGGUGUUCAAGGAGCUGGUUUCGAAGCCGGUCUUUCCGCCGGAUUGGCUGGACAUGAUCAUGCACCAGAAUACGGUAAUUCUGGAGAGCCUGCGGCACUUUUCCGGGAUCAUCAUGGAGUGCUUCUUGUCACAGUUCGAGAAACAGGUCUGGUCGAACUACUUCCAGUGUUCGAUCACGUUCCUGACCCAACCGUCGCUUCAGUUGAACAUGUUCAGCAAGACGAAGCAAUCGAUGAUCCUCAGUAGCUACCGGGAUAUCCGGAGGGAGACGGCCUUCGAGAUUCGGAAGAUGUGGUUCAACCUGGGAGAACAUAAGAUCAUGUUCGUUCCGCAGUUGGUCGGUCCCAUCCUGGAGAUGAGUAUGAUCCCGGAGGUAGAACUACGGAAAGCGACCAUCCCGAUCUUCUUCGACAUGAUGCAGUGUGAGUAUUAUAGCUCGAAGUAUGUGAUGGAGAGCUACGGGGAUACGAAGAGGAAUACCAGUCACAUCAAGGGGAAUUUCAACGAUUUCGAGAAGGAAAUUAUCGAAAAACUAGACCAUUACAUCGAAGGCGGCUACGGGGAUGAAGAGUACAUGGAGCUGUUCUACGAGAUCAUGUACGAGUCGUGCAGUAAUCACAACACGCUGAAGGCCUACGGAAUUCAGUGCGUGAACGUGUUGACCAGGUUGAUGGAGAAGCUGCUCGAGUAUCGAUGCUUGAUCCACGAUGAAAGCAAGGAGAACCGGAUGGCCUGUACGGUAAGUCUGUUGCAGUUCUACGCUGAAGUCAAUCGAAAGGAGAUGUACAUUCGGUACGUGAAUAAGCUGUGCGAUCUACACAUGGAGUUCGAUAACUUUACGGAAGCUGCGUACACGCUGAAGCUGCACAGUAACGAACUGUACUGGGACGAUACUCCGCUGUCUCCACUGUUGAAGUCGAGUCGUCACUUGUCCUGUAGCACCCAUUGGGCUCUGAAGGAGAAGCUUUACCGGGACAUUAUAGACCUGUUUGACCGGGGUAAGAUGUGGGAAUCAGCGAUCGAUAUGUGCAAAGAGCUGUCGCAACAGUAUGAGAACGAAAUCUACGACUAUCUGAGCUUGGCUGAACUGUACAAGAAGAUGUCCCAGUUCUACGAGAAGAUUCUCCGGGAGAAGCGCUUUGAGUCCAACUACUAUCGGGUGGCAUUCUACGGGUAUGGGUUUCCACAGUUCCUUCGCAAUCAGGAGUUUGUCUACCGGGGGAACGAGUACGAAGACUCCGGUUCGUUCAACACCCGUAUCCUUAGUCAACAUCCUCGGGCGGAGUUGGUUCCAACGCUGAAUCCAGGCCCGGAGAUUCGUCAAAGCGAAGGCCAGUUCAUACAGAUUGUGAAAGUGGAUCCCGUCAGCCGAGAUAUCCGGAUUGGGAAGGACAGGAAGAACAUUGCGUGCAAUAUCCUGAAGUUCCACCAAACGAACAACGUGAGUGAGUUUCAGUUUUCGCGGCCGAUACGGGACUCGAGUGGCAGUGGGGAUGACAUUGCGGGCACUUCGUACGAGCGAACGAUUCUGAGGACGACGGAUGCCCUGCCGAGUAUUCUCCGGUGGUUCCCGGUGAAGUCAUGCGAGACUGUGAUGAUCUCCCCGAUCGAGAUGGCGAUCGAAACGGUGGAAGCGAAGAACCGUGGUAUCCGCGAGCUAGUUCUUGAACACCAGGCCGAUCCGACCAUUCCGAUCCACUCGCUGAGUGCGACCAUCAACGGCGUGGUGGACGCCGCCGUUAACGGGGGCAUUCCCAUCUACGAGGAAGCCUUCCUGACGCCGGAAUAUCUGAUCAAAUACCCGGAGGACGACCAUCUGGUAGCGCGGUUGAAGGACUUGAUCGCUUCGCAGAUGCCUCUGCUGGAGGUCGCCAUUCUGGUGCACAAGAUGAAGGCUCCAGCAAAUUUGAUGCCCUUCCACGAACGGCUGGAGUCGUGCUUUGCCGGCAUUCAACCGACGAUCGAAGAAAAGUACGGAAAACGGACGACCGACAUCAAGAUCGAUCGGGAAAGCGAAGUGACGCUGAGACGACAGAUAUCGGCAUUGCCGCAGGUCAGCAUCGAUUCGAGUCGACUGUCGGAAACCAGUAUCGGUUCCUCGGAUAGCGGAAUCUCGAAGAGUCAAAACAGUCGCCCAACGACGACCAGCUCCGGUGGGUUCAAAUCGACCUUCACCAAUUUUGCAACGAAUUUCAACAAUACAAGUGACUUUUUCGAGUUCGAUCGCCUAAGCCUGUCCAGCGUCAAGCUCGGGACCCAAUCCGGCAAGCUGAUCUCCACCAUUUCGACCAAGAUUGGCAGCAAAAUUCGACAAACAUCCCUCGGUAGUUCCCCCGGUUCCAAAGGCAAAAAAGACAAAUACGGCACAAAGCGAAGAUCGAGUCGUAAGAGCGAUCGAGACUCGUUGAAUCUGCAAGUCUCAAACAGCCAGUUCUACACGUCACCCAUAACGGUGGCAAGCGAAGUACUGGGUAUAGGAACUUGCGGCGGUGGUAAUAGCAGCUGUAGCGAUCGGGACAGUGCCAUACUGCUGAGUGGACCCUCGAGUGUCGGUUCUCCGACCUGCUCGACGCCAACCGGCUGCAGUACACCGAAAGUAGAGCUAACCGAAGAGCUCCAUCCAAAGCGCCCACUCCGUUCGGAAGUGGAGAAGGAAAAACGUAAUUCUCGACCACCGAGCGUGGUGACGCCCACGCUGAGCAUCAAGACGCUAACCAGUGGUGGGGACACCAAUUCCAUUGGUUCCGCGGAGAGCAGCAGCAAUCGCAAUUCCAUCAUAACGAACGAUUCUACUACCUCGGAAGAAGAUCUAGUCCCACCACCGCUGCCGAUGAAGACCCGUGAUAGCGACUACAGUAACUUGCCGCUGAACGACAGUGCCCUGCACCGACGGUUAACGGUCGCCAGUCACUACGUCAGCUGUAAACCGUUGCCGCCGAUUCCGACCACCGUCGCCAUCAACUCGUCAUACGAUGUGGUCGAGAUGAGAAACAAUAGCGUGAUUAUGAUCGGCAGUCCAAUAUACGAUGAGCGGAAGCGACCACCGACGCCACCGCCGAAGCCGGCACGGAACUCCAAGGUAUGAUUUUAAUUUCCGGAAACUGAGAAUCAAAAUUAGUCAGUACAAACCGUACCCCUCGUUCGCGAUUACACGGGGUGAGUACAAGCGGUGGGAAUUGAUUCGCACAGGAUUUGUAUAGAUAGAUGGGAACGCAAAUUAGAUAGCCGAAGGGCGGGGAGGGUAGGUAGCGAGAAAAGACGAAUUUUACACACCGAAUUUGAUUCCGUUUCGAGUCGAAGAAGCAUCGCAACAAGAAGCCAUUCUAUUUUUUACGUUCUCGACGUAGUAUUUUUUUUUAUUUAGGUAAGCGGCAAAGCCGGCUAUUUUCGUUGUUUAGUUUUACUCAAAGACGUAGAUUCGUGUCCUCACGUUUUGUUACACUGUGUAUAGAUCGGGUAACCUUUCAAGUUUUGACAACUUACCAAAGACGACAUAGUAGGCGCAUUAAUCCUACUUUCCAACGUAUGUAUUUAGAGCACAUUAGGUUAGACUAAGGCGGUAGAUUAGGACAAUGUUGAUGUGAACAAAAAAUGACGAACAAAGCCGAGAGAAAGAGAAAGGAAGCGAGCUUGUGUCAAAUAAAGAUGAAUUGAAGGGAUAGCUAAUCGAGAAAUGUAGGUCCAGAGAAAGUUUAUGGAGCAUUAUUUAUAGAUCAAUUCUAACGAUUUACCGUAUGCUGCUUAGGUUAGGAUCAUUUGGUUGCGAGACCAAAGUAAGUUUACACGUAUAGUUCACUAUAUCUUUAUUCGGAUACAUAUAAUUUAACUGCAACUGCAAUUUCCUACGAAGAACGAUCGAUGGCAAUCGUGUGGGGGGAGUCUUCACCAUUCACGCAAUAUUAUUUUCUAUUCUUUAGAAGGUAAGCCAGUCUCGGUAAGGAUCAGUAUGAUAAUAAACCAACAUGACGCAAUGGUACGCUGUUGACGUUGUGUGCUGCGUGGCCGGCUUUGGGACGCAGGAUUCCAGUUAAGA